ACUUGCUGUCGACUGCAGUCAAAACUGAAUGACCUUUGAUCACAUUAUUUCUGUAACGUUCAUGCAGUCGACAUGUAGGCGCAAGUCGGACAAUGUUAUCCCCAUAAUAUAACUCACUUUGAAAGGGGGUGACCAUCGGACUUGACAUAAGCUCGAACGCACCCACUCAGUCGGUCAAAACAGCUGACAGUAAGCGGUUCGAAAAUCGGAGGUGACGUAAUUCUGCGACGUACAUCAUCAAAUCGCGCGCCCAGAAGCACACAGCGCUCAAUGACUAUAUAUUUUACAUUAAAUUACGAAUAAUCAAAGGCCAGACGAUGACUGAGUUUAAGAGAGCCUUCUCACUGGUGUGGGAUCACUUCACUCUAGUGACACCCAAUAAGGUCCAGUGCGCCCUCUGUUCACAACGGCUUAGCUUCAACAAAAACACCUCCGCCAUGUUAAGGCACCUACGAUCAAGGCACCCAAGCGAGGCCUGGUACAGCAACUCAACAUCUGGAGCCCACUCAAGCACAAGCAACUCAACAUCUGGAGUCCACUCAACGUUCUCUAACUCAAUAAUUAGUAGUGCUGGAGUCCACUCAUCGUUCUCUGGUACUACAGGACUAAACUCAAUGUUUACAAACAAUGCUGCUGCUGGACACCACAUCCAAGUCAGGACCACCAGACAAGAAGACCUGGAUGAUGCCCUAGUCAACAUGUUGGUUAAAGACACCCAGCCAUUUUCAGUAGUCGAGGAAGAGGGAUUCGCUGCUUUCGUCCAAAAGCUAGACCCAAGCUACAAUCUUCCAAACAAGCAAGCUCUGAAGAAAAUGGUGGGGUCUCGGUGUGAAUUCAUCAAUGAUAAUGUUGUAUCUCAGAUGGUAAUUUCUGACUUUGUCAGCCUGACUUCGGACAUGUGGACUUCUAUCGAUAAGCACAGUUACAUUUCAGUGACGGGGCAUUUGGUAGCAGAAAAUGCCCAGUUAUCCACUUUCCUCCUUGGGAUUUCUAAGCUGCCUGAAAACCACAAAGUGAUCCACAUUGAGGAGGCCAAAAACCAACUGGUGGCGAGCUGGGGCCUCCACAGCAGGGUCGCUGCAUUUGUCACAGAGAACAGCGAAAAUAUGGUAGCCACUGUUCAGAAACUAGGAAUCCUCCAGUUGCCUUCUUUUGCACACGUCCUGAACCUUGUGAUUAAGAGGUCCAUGGAGGCUACUUUGGAGCUGCAGGACAUCCGCUCCCAAGCGCGGGCUAUCGUGUCUUUCUUCAAGUCGAAUCAGAACGCAGAGAUGAGGUUAGCCGAGGUGCAGGGGCAGCUAGGCAGGCCGGAGCAGAAGCUGAUCCAGGAAGUGGACUCGAGAUGGAACAGUAGCUUUUCUAUGCUGGAACGCGUCUUUGAUCAGAGGGAGUCUGUGGCUGCUGCUCUCAGCACCCUGGACACGGACAUCAUCCCUCUGGGAUCUGCUGACUACGAGGUCAUCCACCAGUGUCUCGGAGUGCUGGGUUCCUUCAACCAGGCCACAGCCGAGCUCGCCUCAGAGAAACGAGUCUCGGCCUCCAAGGUCAUUCCUCUUGUCCGGAUGCUGAAGAUAACCCUUGAGAAGAAGCACGGUGCCAUCAUACACCCUACGGCUACACAGCUGGCGUCUAACCUGCAGAGGGAGCUUCAGACGAGCUGCAGUAUGGUGGAGACCGAGCCAAUCCUGGCUCUCUCUGCUCUCCUAGACCCGCGCUUCAAAAUGUUGGCCUUCGGGAACCAAGGCUACGCUCAGGAGGCGGUGAAGCUCCUCACCUCCGAGUGCGCUUCGUUAAUCCGGAUAAAUCCGGACAAGGAUGACACUCUUCCGCCGUCCACCACCGGGUCAACGACGCCCUCCCCGACAUCACCCCACACCUCCUGGGCAAUGGAAACCGCUUCCAUCUCCAUGGCAACAUCUCCGUCUAAGUCCCACGAUGGGGGUCUGUGGGAGAUGUUUGACAGUAAAGUGGGUGAGACACAGAGCGUCCAGAGCAGCACGGCGGACGCAGCGGUGGAGGUACAACACUACCUCAGUGACCCGUACCUGAACCGAGUGGAGAACCCCAUGCACUACUGGGAGAAGCACUCCAAGGUGUACCCACACCUGUUCCAGCUGGCUCGGAAAUACCUCAGUGUUCCCGCCUCGUCUGUGCCAUGCGAGCGCAUAUUCACCAAAGCUGGAGAUGUGUUCAAUAAAAAGAGGAGUUGCCUCAGUAUGAAGGCUGUAGAGCAGAUAAUGCUGUUGAAUAAAGGUCUCGUAUAGCACAAGCAGCAUACUGUCCACAGUGCUUCUCAUGCUGUUUGGCCUGUAUGUAAUGGACUACUACAUUUACCAAAUGCAUUGUAAAUGUAUUCUUCCUGCUUUGUGUAUAAAGUAUGUUAAAAUGGCCUUUUUUUAAAGAGAAGUGGUCUUCUACAUUUUGAACAUUUGUCAGGAGGCCAUUUAACCACUAGAGGGCAGUGCUGCACUGGCUAACAACCAGCACACUUGGGUGUACAUUUCAAAUCAAAGUUUAUUUGUCAUGUGUGCCGAAUACAACAGGUGUAAGUAGACCUUACAGUGAAACGCUUACUUACAGGCUCUAACCAAUAGUGCAAAAAAGGUAUUAGGUGAACAAUAGGUAAGUAAAGAAAUAAAACAACAGUAUAAAGAAAGGUUAUAUACAGUAGCGAGGCUACAUACAGACACCGAUUAGUCAGGCUGCUUGAGGUAGUAUGUACAUGUAGAUAUGGUUGAAGUAUAUGAUGAACAGAGAGUAGCAGUCGCGUAAAAGAGGGGUUGGUGGGUGGCAGGACACAAUGCAGAUAUCCCGGUUAGCCAAUGUGUGGGAGCACUGGUUGGUUUAUGGCUCUCAAUGACAUUUUAUUUAUUACUGGGUGGACUGAAUUCAAUAUUGCCUAUACAUCACUAUAAGUGUUAAAAAUAUAUUUUAAAACAUUUAAAAAUCACUGAAUACUAUUUUGCAUUGUCAUGUAAUUGUGAUGGUUGUUGUGCAAAGUGAAAUUGAUGUUAUUUCACAUUCAUAUCACCACAUAUGGAGUUCUUUUGAGUGCUUUUUCAGGUCAAGAAAAUAUUAUAUAUAUCUUCUGAUGGUUUAUCCAAUGCAUAUUGAUGCAGAUGGGGAUGAUGCUGAAUGGCAUUUUCACUGGAGGUACCUUGGUGAUGUAUGCAAGUCAGACAAGGAAGUCUCUAGCUGGUAUACAACUUACAAUUGACACUUAUAAAGGGCAAUGUGCGUUUGAAAAGGUUCAUGUUUGAAAAUUAUGGGGGGGGAGAUUGCUCGGAGGCGUUCCACUGUUUUUUGUCUGUGUUUUUUUAACUAGGAAAGUCAGUUAAGAACAAAUUCUUAUUUACAAUGAUGGCCUACACCAGACAACACUGGGCCAAUUGUGCACUGCCCUAUGGGACUCCAUUCACAGCCAGAUGUGAUGCAGCCUGGAUUUCAACUAGGUAUUGCAGUGAUACCUCUUACACUGAGAUGGAGUGUCUUAGAUCACUGUGCCACUCAGAACCCAAGUUUGAAAUGACAACAGGUGAAUAAAUGAAGUGGUUGCCAAGGAGACCUCAAAUGGCUACCCAGACUAUUUGCCAAGGGAACUGUUGUUGAGCCAGUCAUUAAAAAGUAAAGAGCACACAUUAAUAAUGGAUUUUCAAUUUACUCUUAAAAUGAUACAUAUUUCACAGACAUUUACUGUAAUAUGGAUGCUCAAUGGGAAGGCCAUUGUAAAAAUGUGUACAAGAAUACUUCAUAUUUGUCAGUGACAAUAGCAUUUUGGUUGGGAUGAUACGUUUUUACUAUGUAAAAAUCCUGGAAGACUGUUGAGCUUCUGCCUUUCAGUCUUAUCAGAGAUACUUCUUGGCUUGUUGAGUUUUUGCCAAUGGUGUGCUUGAUACCGAUGCAGCAAAAGCUUGUUAUUCCGCCCAUUUUGUAGGUUAUCUACCUAACACACACGUUUCAGUGGAUUGAAAUAAGCUCUAUUUUGAGCUAAAUUCAUUAAAUGCUUUUUGUUUACUUGGACUGAGAAGAAGUACACAGUUUUCCAAUGAGGCAAGGCCAUUAAACAUCAACAUAUUGCUGCUUUGGAUCCACAAUGAGUUGCACAGUGGUGAUUUCAACUAAUGGAGCACGUCCUUGUGUUUUGUAUGUGAACAUAAAAACAAUGAAAUUGCCACAGA
Oncorhynchus nerka (sockeye salmon) is the source of this 4178-nucleotide messenger RNA. RefSeq names its product zinc finger BED domain-containing protein 6-like. Bases 318 to 2264 code for a protein of 648 amino acids. The transcript has 3 exons. Gene Ontology annotation, molecular function: protein dimerization activity; DNA binding. The record is from RefSeq and is a predicted model, not a curated record. Lineage: Eukaryota; Metazoa; Chordata; Actinopteri; Salmoniformes; Salmonidae.